AAUUUUUUUUAGUCAAAGCGAUGCAGCUUAAACAAGCAAAACUAAAAACGUCAACUAACCGGUACUCUUCGUGUAUAAAUAAUAAUAACAAAUAUAUUAAUUUGCAAAUAAAUUAUGUAAAAUAAACACUUUACGAUUAUGUCUGGUGUAGCAGAAUUUAAGCAUUUUUUCCCUAUUGACAGUAUACAGAGGGUUUGUGAUUUAUUUCAUGAGCAACUACGCAGUGAAAAAGAGCCUGACUUGGCUUUGUUUUCUAUAAUUGUCGGAGCUGUUGAAAAUAAUUUGACAAAUGUGAAAAACAAUGAUAAAGAAAUGAAUUUGUCAACAAACAAAUUUGUGAAAAUGAAAUUUCCAUGCGUUGAAUGGGAGGAGGUCAAAUCGCUUCAUGAUAGGUUCGUUUCUUUGAUGAAAGCAGGAGUUGACGCCAAGUUGUUAAAUGGUGAGCACGCAACCCGCGACCUCGUAAAAAGAGUUGCAGACGUAGUCUGGAAUUCAUUAACCCGAAGUUAUUAUAAAGAUAGAGCACAUUUACAAUCUAUCUAUAGUUUCUUGACUGGCAAUAAGUUGGAUUGUUUUGGUGUUGCUUUUGCUGUGACAGCAGGCUGUCAAGUUUUGGGGAAACGUGAUGUACAUCUAGCUUUGUCUGAAGAUCAUGCAUGGGUAGUUUUUGGUAAAGAUGGAUCAGAUACAGCAGAGGUAACAUGGCAUGGUAAAGGUAAUGAAGACAAGAGAGGACGGUCAGUAGGUGAUGGUGUUUCAGCUCGCUCAUGGUUAUAUGUAGCUGGUAAACCUGUAGUGUGUACCCGUAUUAUGGAACUGGCAGCAUUGGUUUCUUCAAUUAAUCCUACAUUAACACCAACCAUUGAUGUUCAUGAGGUGGCUCAAAUGCAGCAUAAACUACUAUGGUUGUUAUAUGAUAAAGGACAGCUAGAUGCAUAUCCAAUGGCUCUUGGUAACCUUGGUGAUUUAGAUGAGUAUAUGAAAAUAUCCAAUUGCACAGAAAAUACAGAGGAUUCCUCUGUAUCAGAUGUAAGCCGCACAAAUUCUAAUAAUGGAACACCAAGACCAGAUUCAGCUGCUUUAUAUGCUCAGGCUAUAAGAUCAUCCCGUGUACAUUAUGAAGACAGACAUGUAUAUCCAUAUACAUUUCAAGGUGGUUAUUACCAUCGUCACAAAAUGUACAAAGAAGCAUUUCAUGCUUGGGCCUGUGCUGGUGAUGUUAUAAGACAUUACAACUAUUCUCGGGAUGAUGAAGAGAUAUAUAAAGAAUUCUCAGAAAUAGCCAAUGAAUUGAUACCCCAACUUAUGAAAGCCGAAAGCUCUGGACACUCUGCAAGAUCUAUUUUAAAAGACCCCGAAUGUUUUGCUUCGUUACUUAGAUUUUAUGAUGGCAUUUGCAAAUGGGAGGAAGGCAGUCAGACCCCAAUUCUCCAUAUUGGAUGGGCAAAGCCUCUUGUUAGCACCAUAUCUAAAUUUGAUGCUGAAGUCCGAGCACAGGUACACAUUAUAUGUAGUCCUAACAAUGAUGAACACAAUGAUAAAUUUAAAGACUCUUCUAUCAAGGAAGAAAAAGAAGAAAGAGAGAAUGAAAAAGACAAAUGGAAUAAUAAUUCUGAAAAUAUUGAGAUGAGUGUGCGUGAGCAGUUGACUGCAGCAGUAAAUAGUAGACCUCGAGUUACCCUUUAUAGCCAUAAAAUGGCAGCUCUAAAACCAUUGCUGUUAGCCGAAAGGUUAAAUACCCAUGCGUUACAGCUUCAGUUAACGGCUCAGAGUCAACUACAACGUCCACAAGCUCCAAUGAAGAGGCGAGACGAUGAUGAGCCCAGUCCGUGCACGCCAACUCCCCGUGCUAAACGAGCACGUCGAGAACGUUGAUGUAUGUCUGUAAGAAUAAUAUCUAGUUUAGAUACACUAGCGUAUACGCUUUCUAUCCGACUGGAAUCAAAUUGGCCAUUUGCCACCAUCACAUUAAUUAACAAAAUUGAACUUGUGAACUACUGUAUAUAUAUUAGACUAUUAAUAUUAUUAAGACUAUUGAUUAAUAUAUUUAUAUAUAUUUGCCCUUUAGUUGCAUUUAUUGUAGUAGUUGCUCUGCAUAAACAAUGUAUGUUUGGGCUGUGCCACCGCAUUUUAUUCUUUAUACAGGUAUUUCAUAGUACAGGUUAUCAUAGGUUUGACCAGUCAGGUGAGAUAAUUUUUUGUCACUUAUUUUAAUAUUUGUAAAAUAUAGGUAGACUAGUCUUUAUCCUUAUUAUAUUUUAAAUUAAGUCUAACUCUUAAAUAAUUAUAGUUGUUAUCAAAAGGUAGAAAAGAUCGCUUUCAGCUAUAAGACUGCUUUUUAUUUUCUCAGUUCAAUUGUGUAAUUGUCUAUAAUAAUUUUACUACUGUAAUCUGUUGGAGGAAACAAUAAAGAGUAUCUAUGAAUAAAGAGUAUGAAGCUAAUAAUCAAUUAUAAAUAUUUAAGAGUUUAAUAUGUGAUUGUCACUAUUACAUAACACCAUGCAAUGGAUAUUUAGAUGCCAUUAUAGUGAUUAGAAAUAAUAACAAAAGUUAUUUAUGAUUUGUUAAUAAAAUAAUAUACCUAAAGAAAGAAGGAAAGUAGUUCCUUGGCCAAAAGUUUGUUGUAUUUAUGUGUAUGACAGUGUCAUUCAACUUAUUUAACUUUAAAAUUUGUAAUAUGUAUAUUUGGUUUUCAUUUGUAUGUAUUUUGGUGGUGACUGUUGUCCAUGGAGUAGAUACAAAGAUUUUCCUCUUUGCUAUCUAGCUUAAUAUAUUUUUACACGUGAUUGUAGUGAUAAAAUUAAGCGCAAACAACAAAGAGAAAACAUAAAGAUAGAAAUAAUUAUUUGAAUAAGUAAGUAUAUAUUACUUAUUUAACUUGUUAAAUGAUACAUAACGUUAUCAAACCUCAUAACAUGAAUCAGAUAUAUAUAUAUAUAUAUAUAUAUAUAUAUGUCUGUGUAUAUAUAGAAGUUUUUACACCUGCCUUAACAGUAGUAACCGAUCAUAAGCGUUAGAAUAAAGAUCAUCGUACUGCACGUCUAGAGUCAUACGACAAUGUAUAUCCUCUGAACGUCACUAUGAAUAAGUAUUAAUUAAUUACAUUUAAAUAUAUUACGUGUUAGUUGUGUAUUUUGUAUACAGUAAACAGUUUGUACAUAACAAAUUCAGAUGACAAUAUUUUCUUGUUUCAUACUUUUCAAGGCAUAAUUUUGAGGUAGUCAUGUUUUAAAUUUAUUUUUUAUUUAAAUUAUUUUAGAGUAAUAAUGGAGGUAAUGGAGUGGUAACCUUGCCAGCAUUAACGGUAUACACUGGCGGGGCACCAGUGAAGGAUAAUAAGUGAGAUUGAAAAAGCAGGCCAGUUAGCCCUGAAUUCCAGAUGAAUUCAUCCAAUGAUUUCCAGGGAGGCCCACGUGAAGGUCGACCUAGUUGGACAUGUUGCUAUCAAUGGGACUGGUAGUCCGCAUUAUUAACAAUAUCUCCUCUUCUGUGGUGCUUUUUUGUUUAGAAAUUAUCGAUAGAUGUCGCAAUACGUUUGAAACAAUUUUGAACAAAUAAUAUAAAUACUUAUAGAUGAAAAUUAUACAUUGUUAUUCUUUCAUGCAGUACUUCUUUAUUUUCGUUACAAUAUUGUCAAAAUAAUAAAUUUUUGGUUUAAACGUGUAGUCUAAAUAUAUUGGAGCUUUAAAGCCAGAUUCACACUGUAGUGCCAGUCGCGGUCGGCCCUCGGUCCGAAAUUAGUCUGGUAAAAUAUUAACGUAGGAAACAGGAGCUGAUUCUGAGCCACCAUUUCUUUAAACCUAUCCAUUCAAUUAACAUUUUUAUUUGAUAAUAAUAAUAACUUUAUUGCAUAACCAUUAUUGGAACAAACUCAGCACUGGAAAUUUAAGUAAAAGUUGGUACGAAUUCAUUUGUACAUUUAGAUCAGCUUAAACAUCUGUGUUUGAAUUAGGUUAUAAAACCUGUAUACAUAUAUAUAUAUAUAUAUAUAUAUAUAUUAUAAUUAAAAUUAAAAUUUAAGAUAAAUUAAAAUUUUGCUGUAAUGGUCAGGUACAUGCGGGCAGCGGCCGGCAAAAAUUGUAUGAAAAUCCAUAUCUGUCGUGUUUUGCGGCCAGAUAAAUUAUUAUGUAAACUCAUCUGUCCUGUAAUUUAAAAAUGAAAUGACCUUUUAAUUCGAAACAUGGCUACCAAGGAGGUAACUAAUAAAAGGUAUCAUUUAAAUUUCGAACUGGCUUGCAAAUAGAAAGCUGUUUAUUGAAAAGAAAACAAAGAAACAUUUUGAUGUGUGAAAAAUUAUUAUUGUUCGUUAUUCGUCAUUGAACUUAAAAAGUAAAAUUGUGUUUUUGAUUUCCGCGCAUUGUUUGAGAAAAGUACUAUACAAGCCGUGGCCACAACUAGGCAUUGAUGGACUCACGUAUGUUUGCACGUUUGCACGUUCGUCCAUCAAUGCCUCAGUUGCUGCCCACUGCAGUAAUGUACUUUUAUAUAAAUAAACCAUCAUCCACUAAAUUAUUUGAUAUAUGAAUAUAUAAUAUAUAUAAUACUAAAUAAUAUCAUUAUUUGCAUAUGUUUUUUUUAACACGAGUAAUUAUAGUUUGAAUAAUAUUAGAAUACUUAUUGCGCCAAAUAGUUGUCGCCUCAUUUUUUUUCACUACCCAAAGGUCGUCUGGAAAAGAUUGCUUUAGUGAUAAGACCGCUUAUUGUAUUUUUUUUUUAUUGUUUUUUUCUUUAAAUGGUGCAAUAAACCCAUAAACUGUAAAAAAAUGACUUAAAUUUAUUAGAAAUUUAUUUUACAUUAGUCCUUAGAUUUGGUUGUGAUAUCAAAUUGAGUUUUUAAUUUUAGAUAUAGGUUUAGAGGAAUGGCGCUUCAGAAUCGGCUUUUUCCUGUGUAUUCAUACUAUCUGUUAGUACUCUUCCGUUCCAGUCACGAUUAAUUUCGAACUAUUUCUUCUUAAUCAGAAUGAACAUGUGGACGUGGCCAAACAUUCGUCACUAGUCCUUGCAAUCACAUUGCUUAGUCGUCUAUGCGAUCUUAUCUUUAUAUUUACUCCAUGCUUAUUUCUAUUUGAUGAUGCAAAUACAUAUUUAGUUAUGAGGUUUUACAGAAAAUGAUGGUAGUGAUCUUACAUUUAUGUAAAUCUAUGUGAUUUUUAAUGUAAUAGAAUAGGAAAACUUAGAUCAGUUUGAAGUGUUACUAAUUGAUUAGUUAAAGUACCUAGAAUGUGCUAAUUAACGGCGGCAUACUGUAGAAAUUGCAGCAAUCCUGAAAAUUGGCAUAGUUAUUUAUCGAGUUAAAUUAAUUUUGUAAAGAAAGUUUACUUCCCAACGAGAGUUCAAAAAGCAAAGAAUAGAUCAAAGAAUAUAUUUGACGAAUUAUUCUAAAAUUAUGCAACGAAUAAAAAAAAUAAAAUAAAGGGACCUUGUAGCUGAAAUAAUUUUGCACAUUUUUAUGUCUUUUUCAACAUCCUAACUCAAAAUGUAACCAAGUUAUAAAUGUGAAAACAACUAUGCUUUCAACAUAACCUUAUAUUUUUCUUGUUACAUUUUGACAUAGCCUUUGAAAUGUUUAUCACUACAUAGUAUAAAACAAAGUCGCUGUCGCUGUCUGCCCGUCCCUAUGUAUGCUUAAACCUUCAAAACUACGCAACGAAUUUUGAAACGGUUUUUUAAAUAGAUAGAGUGAUUCAAGAGAAAGAUUUAUAUGUAUAAUACAUGCAUAAUAUAGUAGAGGAACACUGAUAAUUUUAGAGGUUUCUAAUGUGAUGUUGUAAUGUAAUGGGGGGCCGGCGACGCUAUUAUAUGUAGUAUCAGCAUUGCACCCGUGCGAAGCCGGGGCGGGUCGCUAGUAACUUCAUACAUUGAUAUGAUACAAAUUUGCUAAUAGUCUCAAUUCGAAAAACCGAUAAACAUAGGUUCUUAACCAAAACUUUAUUUCAGACUAGUUUUUACACGCGACAUCGUCCGCGUAUAAUAUUCUUCUCUUCCAUAUAAUACGUAUACCAAAUUUCAUAGUGAUUAGUUAAUCGGUUAAGCUACUAUAAGGUAACAAACAAACAGACUCACUUUCGUAUUUAUAGGAAAGGAUUAUACGUGCUCUGGGCUGAGACAGGAAGUGCUCAAAUCAGUCCUUAAAAACCUCAAUAAAACAACUUGACAUGGCUAUAACUUUUAAAUUAUAAUACUAAUUUGAAAAAGCUAUCUCAUUUUAAAGUAAUAACUAUCUUCUUUGAUACGUACUAAAUAUUAAAACCGAAUUUCGUUAAAUAAAAAAAAAUUAUUUAACUUUUUAUUGCAUCAAAAACAUAAAUAUAUACAAUGACAUAUAAACAAUUCAACUGGAAUACAGUAGCAUGAAGUACAGAUUAAUUAUUAGGGACAUAUUUGUGCAAAAUCGGACUGCAAUAUUCAUUAUCUUUAUAUAAUUUGUAUCAAAACAUAAACUUAUUGAAAGCUCAAUAUGUUUAAUAUAAAUUCUAAUUCCUCAGAAACUGAGACCGAAGCGCUUUGCGUCUUUCUUCUUCAUUCGGCUAAGGAGUGGAAGUCACUCCCUGCUUAUGUUUUCUCAUCUAAAUAUAAAAUAUAGUGGUGCAAUUUAAGGCAAAUGUAAAUAGACUAUUCGUGGGCCCACAAGCCCCAUCUUAGAGCACAUCAGCACAUUACAUCAGGUGAAAUUGUGAUCAAUUGCAAUAAUAAAAAAAAAUACAAUGUUGCCAAAAAUUUCUAUCAACACGCUUUAUUUGAAAUAACGCCACACACACAUUGCUAAAAAUACGAAUAUUUGCUUGAUUUAAGUACCCAUAAAGUAACAGAACCUGACCUAAUUAUUAUAAAACAUGGUAUUGAUUUAUAAAGUCCAUUUAGUGGGCCAAAAAAUAAAGUUGUUUUAAGUAUUGAUUUUAUAAAAUGAAAAAAAGAAGAUAAAUAGAAUUUUGUCAUUUAUAUUUUUUUUUUUUAGGUAUACCGUAUUAUUUUUUACUUUUCAAAUAACAUCGUUACAAAUUUUAAACUUUUCUUAGUAGUGUUUGAUUUUCAAUCGACUUAAAAAAAGGAGGAUUUUUUUAAUUGGGUGGUAUUUUUUUGUUUGUUAUUUUUAUUUCUAUUUUUUAAUGUUUUUUACUGAUCAGGUUAUUUUUAAUAACAAAUUACAUAAAUUUUCUAAAUAUUGUUUAAAUUUUUUUAUUUUUAAAAUGAACCUACAGUCCACUUUGCGUUUCGGGAAACGUAAGUGAAGUGAGUAUUUCAUACUUAAAUAACUUAUAUUACUUUUAUUUGAAAUGAUAAACUUUUCAGUCGGUUUUUUUAGACUACAAUCUUAGAUUAUUUUAAAUUAGUUAAAAAAUUAUAAGUUUAUAGUAGUUUUAAAAUAACGGGUGUAUUAUGUAAAGUGCAGACUUUACAGCGUAAAAAAAUGUUCCAUCUUUAAAUUAUCAUAUCUUGAUUUAUUUUUCACAUAGGAUGUUAAAAAUACCAAAACGUGCAGAAUUACUUCAGCCACAAUGUGGUUGAUUCUGAGGGGCCGUUACUCUAAACCUCUUGACCUAUUAUUUUAAGUUGCUAGUUUAGUAAAAUUAUUGUUUUAUGGACUAUCAGAAACUAAUUUUAUGAUAAUUUUGAUUUAAAUUUAUUAGAAAUAAAGAUUCCGAAAAAUAAGUGUGUAACAAGGGCCCUCACUAGACACUGCAAACUUAACAAGCAUAUGGCCUAACUAGGUAUAUACUCAAAAAGUGUUUGCAAAUUUUGUUAUAAUGAGGAAGAAUCGCCACAGCAUUAAAUUUGUGGAUAUAGCCCACACAUAAACAAUAUAUUUCCUUUGGAAAACACUCUAUAUCCUGAGAUUUAUACACUUUUAAACAACUACGGCAAUUUUCGAGCUUGCAGCAAUUUUUUCUACUAUCGACUUACUUUUUCUGUACUAAGUAUGCUUACAAAUGGAAAAAUAAUUUUAGACCUAAUAUUAACACAAGGCGGAUAAAAUUGUACAUAUUAUUUUAAUGAAGAACAAACAUUUAGAUGUGAUAUUCAGUAUAUUAACACUAUAAUAAUAUUCACUUUUUAUUUAUAUGAUUAACAAUAAUAGCAUGAUAUGACAUCCAUGCACAAGUUCCAAGGAUUAGCAUAUAUAAGCGAACUGGCCUUCAUCACACUAGAUGUAGAGAUGAAUAGAAAGAUAGGAUAAAGUGGUACCCGUAUCGAUACUUUUAUUCGAUACAGUGUCGUCAUAGAGUAUUGAUAGAUAUGUAUGUAGAGUUUAGGAUAAAAAUAACAACAAUUAUUAAUAUUGGGGUUGUAUCUGGAGCGCUAUUUCUCUAAUCCUCCUCUAAUAUUUUAAUUUGUGGGUACAGAAAUAUAAUAUUUUUUAAAAUCUAUUAGUUUAUUUCAUACUGAUUCUUAGAAUUAAGAUGAAGCUAUUAUUUCAAAUUAAAAUUUUCAUUUUAGAGAUAGGUUUAGAGAAAUGGUGUCUCAUUGUUAAUUGACAUUUAUAUCAAUUAUCAUGUAUUAUCUAAGUCAAAAAAAGGGGGUUAUCGUUCAUAACUUAGGCUAGCAUUACGAUAACAGAUUAUUUUCUGAUAGAUCAUGAGCCGUGACUCCAUUGGUACUGGCUGUUUAAUAUUCGAUCAACAAAAAAAUAUUUCUUAUUCAAUGUAGAUGGCUCUCAUGGCCGAAUUAUUUAUCUAAGUUGGCAUUGUCACACCGAUAUGAGUACAUUUGACUAAACCAUUACCUAUUUGCUUUUAAAAUAUCGAUAGCAAAAGUACUUGGUAUUUAAAAAAAACAUUAAGUAUGUACGAGUAUUUACUCGAAUCCCUUUAAUUCUAACUAGGUCAGAACUCUAACGACGGUGUUUUUUUUAUUAUGUAAUUUUGUAAAUUAUUUUUAUAAUGGCAUUAUUAUUACUGUUGAUAAGCUAAUAGGUAUCGACGAUAUGAAAGACGACGGCAGAAUUGAUUGCGAGCACGAACAAAUCUAAAAAAUAAUAUCUGUAUUUUUUAUUGACUUAUAUGGGCACAUGCGAUAUUUCCGUCAGUUCUUAAUUGGUUUUGGUCUCUAGGGGUUGCAAUCCCGCAGUAUUAUCUUUCCGGCUGGAAAUUUGUGGUAAAUUUACAAUUACGUAAAGGGACAACCCUCUACAAUUUUCGCACGAGAUUUAACCGGGUGUUCGAUUUUUUGAAUGAACAUUUACAGUUUUUUUAGCUGUUAUACUAUUAAAAUUAUUUUUUACUAUUUUAUAAUUUUUGAUUUCCAAAAAAUAUAUUAUAGUUUUUAAAUUAUUCUUAUAGUAAUAAAUAAUCAUAAAAAUCAUAUAAGAAGACGAAUACGUAUAAUUUUUUCUGGGCUCUGGUAGGAAGUGGAUUAAAAAUAUAUUUAUAUCUGAAAAUAAAAAAAACUCCAUAUUGCGAAUUAUUUAUAUUGAACCAAACUAAAUAUAUAUAAUUCUUGGUAUUUCAAAAAUCAAACUGAUAAACAUUAUAUACAUUAAAAACUUUGUUAAUUCACUAAGAAUCGACAGAAAUCAGCACAUCAAUAACAUAUUACUUUUAUUAGUUAUUAUCUCGCGGCUUCGCCUUGUCCUAAGUUAGGAUAUAAUCUACCUGUGUAUCAAAUUUAAAUUCGUUCAGUAGUUUUUGCGUAAAAGAGUAACAAACAUCCGGCCAUCCAUCCAUUGUUAUAAACUUUUGCAUUUAUAAUAUUAAUAGGAUAUAUAUUAUGUGUUUAUACAUUUAAAGUACUUUUGCUAUUAAAUUGUUCAAAAAUUUUUCAUGUGGGAUUUAUUGCACAAAUGCGGAAUUUUCAGAGGUCUAUUGAGACGCAGGAAAUCGCUGGAAUGUGGUGGAAAUCGUCAGAAUGUUACCACAUUCCAAAGAUUUCCACGAUGCACGAUUGCAGGAUGCAGAAUUACAAACCCUAUUUUGUUCCUAUACAAGUAAUAUCAAAAUUGAAGUGGAACGAAAUUACAUGUUUGUUACUUAUACAUUUUGUGAUACAAUUUAGGGGCGACUUUUGACUAUUCAAAUAUUUUUUAAUAAUCUUUUUAAAAUAUAAGAUCAUUAUGUACUUUGUAGUCAUAUUUAGAUACAUAAUGGAGCUAUAUGGUCAAAUUUUUCACCAAAGAAAUAUAGGUCUAAAAACGACAAAAAAUUGUGAACCUCUUGUACUACGCGUGCAGCUGUUAGCAUGUCAGGCUCAUAAUAUGUUUGUUGUUAUUGAAUUUUUGUUUCACGACAUGUAUAUAGAGUAGGUUCUUAGUUUUACGUAGCUAUCAACUUUGAUUUUAUCCUGAUUAUAAGUCUACUCCAUUACUCUUAAACUACACAAGAUAUGAUACAAUAUAAACAUUUUACAGCUAUUAAAGUUUACGACUAAUUUAGUUCAAAUUGUUUUGAUGAUUCUAUAAUAUUACUAGUUUGCUCGCAGCUCUAUCUAUUGACCAGGAUAAAAAAUAGCCUGGCUUCAAGCCAUUUUACAUUUAUAAGUAAGAAUUAUUAUUUGAAAUGUUUGAUGAUAAUUUUUUUUAUAUUUCCUGGAAAGCGAGUUAUAUAAGACAAUAAAUAUUGUGAAUACCAAUGAUAAAUAAUUUGAACGCUUAUCUUUUUACAAUUUAAAAAAAAUAACGUCAGAGUUAUUAUCACGGAACAAUUGACUGAAAUUAAUUAUGGAAUUUUGCGUGAAAUAAAUAAGUAGGUAGGUACUUAAUUAUAGGCCACGCGGGCAAAUAUAAGAACAUAUGUUUAAUUUCGUUGACAAAAGAUUAAAAAUAUAACAUUGUACAAAUGGUUUGUUGCAGCUGUAUAGUAGUCUAUACCUAUAAAAACAAAUUUGAUUAAGCUACAUAAAACAUUAUAAGGCAAUACAAUAAACAUUAAAAGAUACGUAGUUCAUUGUAAUAUUUUACAUUAUUAUUUUAUCAUUUGAUGAACAUAAUGUAUUGUGUAAGUAUUAUCUAAGAUUAAAUAUGUAAUAGUGUAUUAUAUUGAAAUCAUGAAACAUUUAAUUAUCUAUAAUUAUUAUUAAAUAUAAUUUUAGAUUACUACAGAUUUUAAGAUAUUGAGGUACAUUUGUUUAAUUUAUAUUAAUAACGUAAUAUUGAGUUUCUAAACAGGAACAAGUAAUAGGCUCUCUAAUUGCAUGGUUUUAAAGAUCUGGUAAUAUCAUUAAUCAAUCAAUCAAAGAAUAUUUAACCUAAUAUUUACUUGUAGAGAUCUGCAAUUAAUAAACUUGCACAGUUACAUAAAAAACUAUAUUAAUCAUAAAAUUUUUAUAAUGCGCAUUGAUCCUUCGGACUAUACAUUUUUUAUAUAAUUUUGAUGAUUUUUACAAACACAGUAGAAACGUCCUUAGAACUUGUGAAGAUUUUACUUUUCAACCCUGUAUCCGUACAACUGUCGCCUAAAUGUGACUUAUAAAUUUAAUUUAAAUAUAAUAGAAAUGUAUUUGUAGGUAUCUUUUAAAUACAUAAAUCUUUUCACUAUUGUGCUACCUUACAGAUAGGUACCACAGAACAAAAACAUUCUCGUAUGCGACAUCUACUGUUUUUUUUUUCUGUACUGAAAUUUAAUACAGUGGAUAAAAAAUGUUUUAAAUGUACCUACAAAAUGAGAUUUGAACCUGUACCUAAAAAAUACAGUGGGCUUCAAAUUAUAGGCGUGUAUAUGCAAAAUGAUUUUCGAUGUAAACAUUAUUACAGUUUCAAUAAAAAUUAUACAUUCUAAUUAUGUAACAAUGGAACUACUUACAAAUUUGCUUUAAAUUGACCCAACGCAAAAAAAGGUUUUUAAUUUUUCUUUCCUAAAUAGUUUUGCUUGUACGCCCCCUAUGGAUUGAAGCUAAACAUAGUGGUAUGAUAAAAAGCUGAUAAUUAUAUUUUCAAGACCGUAUCACAUUGUGAGAUUAACUACAUUUUACCACCUAUUAACACAACAACAAUUAACAUCAAAUAUCUAUUUCCAUGAGCUAUUUUGAAUAAGGGUACUUCAUUGAUCUAUAUAUUUGUAUUGAUUUGUGUAUGUUAUUUAUAUAACACUAUUGUUUUUAUUAUCGCAAAGUUGCAACUUAAUCAAAUUUAAAAUGAUUUAUAAGCAUUUUUGUUGCAACAUAAAGUUAUGAGUAUGAUAAAUGUAAAUUUUAUUUUUUGCCAUUUUAAAAUAAUACUUACAAUUAGUUAAGUACUUAUGUUCUUUUAUUAAUAAUUUAUUAGCAAUAAGUUAUUAUUUUAUUAUUGCAUUCAAAUAUAUACCUAAUAUUAUUAUGUGUAAUGUGAUUGUGAUUGUUGUAUCAGUAAUGUGCCCGUAGGAAGGGCAUAAUUUUAUAUUAAUAAUACACGCUAAAAUAUGUAUUAUUAAUUAUUAUAAAUGCUUUUACCUAUAAUAAUUAUGACUUGUAAAUUCUAAAUCAGUUAAGACUUAAAACUUUCUUUUAACGUAAGUAAUUGUAAUUGCAUUUAUAACAUUUUUUUAUUUCUUAUUAUAAAAAUUCAGAAUUACAGAAAACAUGUUGUAUUAACAUUCGGACACCACAUAGGUUUACAUCAAUGUUAGCUACAUUGAUACUAUUCAACUUAUCUUAACAUCAUGCACGAAGUAUUUUUGUUUUAAGAAUACUAUUCUAUUUUAUUUAAAAAAAUAUAUUUUCAUAAAUCAUACUAUUUUUUUAAGUACUUAUUAGGUACAUAUAAUUAUUAUUUUUACCUUGUAUUUCUCUUGUAUGUAAAUUUUACAUUCCAUAGGAGUUUAGGUAAAAUUAAUUACUGUAAACUUUAAUAUUAUAAUACCUACAUUUGAUUAGUAGUAAAUGUUAAACUUGAUGAAAGACUGGGUUUGUAUUUUUAAAUUAUACUAUAAACAAUCUAUUAUACUUAAUAAAUUCGUCACAAAUUGUUAAUCCGAAAGAUAAUUAUUAUAUUAGAAUUGAUUAAA
This is a messenger RNA of Galleria mellonella (greater wax moth), 12911 nucleotides long. It is a transcript of the gene Mnn1, whose product is annotated as menin. The coding region runs from base 139 to 1875 and encodes 578 amino acids. Gene Ontology annotation, molecular function: transcription cis-regulatory region binding; chromatin binding; Y-form DNA binding. NCBI's taxonomy places the organism in Eukaryota, Metazoa, Arthropoda, Insecta, Lepidoptera, Pyralidae. Gene Ontology annotation, cellular component: histone methyltransferase complex; chromatin; nucleus. Gene Ontology annotation, biological process: negative regulation of cell population proliferation; negative regulation of cell cycle; regulation of transcription by RNA polymerase II. The transcript has 5 exons. The record is from RefSeq and is a predicted model, not a curated record.